This is a messenger RNA of Tribolium castaneum (red flour beetle), 2867 nucleotides long. It is a transcript of the gene e, whose product is annotated as ebony. Bases 163 to 2793 code for a protein of 876 amino acids. The transcript is spliced from 11 exons. NCBI's taxonomy places the organism in Eukaryota, Metazoa, Arthropoda, Insecta, Coleoptera, Tenebrionidae. The record is from RefSeq and is a predicted model, not a curated record.
UUUAAACAAUAACCAUCUCUUUUUAUCAUGGGGACCUUUCAACUCGUGUUUAUAUAUUUUGCACAUGGCAAGCCGCGCUUUUAGUUACCUUUUAAACCACCGGUCAUCUUGUUCUUGUGUUAAACCUGUCUUGGAUACUACAACGUGACCAAAGAGAAAAAAAUGGGUUCCCUUCCCCAACUCUCAAUUCUAAAGGGACCAACGCGGCCUUUGGUGGUCUCCCAACUGGGCCGAAUUUUCGAAAAAGUUGCGGCCGGCCCUGCAGCCAGCAACAUUGCCCUCAUCUUCGAAGAAAAUGGCCAAAGCCGCCAAUUAUCCUACUCGCAAGUCGACCAAAUCACGAAUAAAUUUGCCCGGGUUAUAAGCGAGACGAUCAAAACGAAAAAUCUGAAACCGAAUUCCGAUGGCGAUCACAUAAUUGCCGUCAAUAUGCACCCCUCUGAUCACUUAAUCCUGGUUUUGUUAUCAAUUUGGAAAUCCGGCUGCGCCUAUUUACCUCUGGACCAUUCUUUCCCGGCCUCAAGGAUUGACCACAUAAUCCAGGAAUCCAAGCCUGUCAUCGUUAUUUAUGACGAAGGUAAAGCCACCCCAAAGCCUGCAUAUUUUCCUGACUCAGUUAUAUCAGAUAGCAAAAAUUUCCCCGCCAAGUUGUCCUAUGAGGAAUUGUUAACUGCAAGUGACGGAAGGAGUGAUAAGAGACUCGAGGAUAAAGAGAGAGUUUAUCAAAAAGACGACUUGGCUAUAGUUUUGUACACGUCGGGAAGUACGGGGAUUCCCAAAGGAGUGAGAAUCCCGCAUAAAAUUAUCCUCAAUCGGCUACAGUGGCAGUUCAAAACGUUCCCGUUUUCUGAAACCGAAAAAGUUUGCGUUUUCAAAACCGCCCUCACUUUUGUUGACAGUGUUUGCGAAAUCUGGGGGCCGCUAAUAAGCGGAAUUUCGAUUUUAAUUGUCCCCAAAAGUGUGACUCUUGAUCCUGAAAAACUUAUCCAAAAGCUGGACGAUUACAAAAUUGAGAGACUAGUCCUUGUACCCUCACUUUUACGCUCAAUUCUGAUGUGUCUCGAGUUGAAGAAAAAUCGGACCUUGCUGAAAAACCUGAAAUUGUGGGUUUGUUCCGGUGAAACCCUCACCACGAGUUUAGCCGAGGAGUUUUUCCGCUAUUUUCCCGAAAACGAAUACAAGUUGUGCAAUUUUUACGGAAGUACUGAAAUUAUGGGCGAUGUGACAUUUUACAUAAUUUCAGGGAUGCAACAGCUGAAAAAUUUGCUCACUGUUCCGAUUGGUGCUCCGGUUGAUAACACAAUUGUUUACUUGUUGGACCCGGAGCUGCGUCCGGUGAAAACCGGAGACAUCGGCGAACUCUUCGUCAGCGGUCUAAACCUGGCGUCCGGUUACGUUAACAACCGCGAUAAGGAAAAGUUCCUGGAGAACCAGCUCGCCAUAGACCCGAUUUUCUCCAAAUUGUACCGCACUGGUGAUUUCGCACGUUUACAAAACGACGUGUUGUUGUACGAAGGGAGGACCGACUCCCAGGUGAAAAUCCGGGGUCACCGAGUUGACCUCUCCGAGGUCGAAAAGGCGGUUAGUGGGGUCGAAGGUGUGGAAAAAGCUGUUGUUCUGUGCUACCAACCCGGAGAGAUGAAUCAAGCGCUUUUAGCAUUCGUCAAAAGCAGCGCUUUGAUGAACGAAAAUCAAAUCGAGAAUAUUUUGAGGAGUAAGCUGACUUCGUACAUGGUUCCGCAAGUUAUAUUAGUUGAAAGCAUUCCUUUGUUGGUUAAUGGCAAAAUCGAUAGACAGGCCCUGCUGAAGAGCUACGAAAAUACUAACAAUAACGACGAUUCUUCUGUCGAAAUCGAGAUUGACUAUUCUGGAGUGAAGCCGGCCCAAAUGGCCGCGGCUAAAGUUCUCUUCGAUACCGUGGCUUCCGUUUUAAACAGAUCGGCUCGUUCGGCGAUUUCCCUCGAUUCAAACUUUUACGAAAUUGGGGGUAACUCACUCAACUCCAUUUACACCAUCACCAGACUCAACGAAGAGGGAUAUCAAAUAAGUAUCGGAGAUUUCUUAUCAGCGAUUGAUUUAGGAGAAGUUUUGGAGCGUAUGACUUCGUCUAAUGAUAUUCAUUGUUCGCCGCCAACGUACACGUCUGAACUCCUCAAAAACGAGCACAAAUCAGCGGUUCUUGACAUUAUUACGACGAGUUUUUACCAGAAGGCCGACUUGGAGCAAUGGCUAAUGCCAGACAUUUUCGAGUCGGACUAUAAGGAGCUUAUGGACGCUCUUUGGGAGCCGCUCGUUGAGAAAGCUUUAAGUUUCGUGGCGAAAGCAGAGUCGGGGAAAAUAAUCGGAGUGGGACUGAAUUUCGAUGCAAGGGAUGAACCGGAUGUACAAAUUACUUCGAAAUUGACUGUGAUAUUUGAGUUCCUUGAAACUGUUGAGGGUCCCGUGAGAGACAAGUGUCUGCCGGGCGGCAAAGGCAAAAUCUUGCACUCCUUUAUGAUGGGCACUCAUUCAAGUUUAUCGCCCAAAGAGAAUGUAGCGGUUAUGCAAUUUAUGGAAGACGAAGUGCUUAAGUUGGCGACAGAAAGACACUUCGAGGGAAUAUUUACGACGAAUACGAGCCCUUUGACUCAGCAAUUGGGAACCGACGUUUAUCAUUACCAGACAUUACUCGACUAUCAAGUAAAUCGAUAUGUUGCUUCAGAUAAUACAAGGCCGUUUGGAAUGGCACCGGAUUCACAAAGAGCAAUCGUGCAGUGGAAGCCAAUUAAAAGUGACAUUGUAGUAGAUGUUUAAGAGGAUUUUAUUUAUUUUCAGUAUUUUGUGUAUCUCAGACCAUUAUUGUAAAUAAAGGCAAUUAGUGUAGACGA